AUGGCUCCAAGCGCAACAGACUCGUGGACGCAGUCGCAAGACGAGAAAGCAGCAUCUGGUUUCAUCAACUAUGCGCGUAACUCUGUCGAUCGAGUCGUCCCUCCUAGUUCACGACAGAAAGCUUAUGAUAAUACUAUGUCCUUUGCUUCCUCGCGACCUAUUCUUUUCUCUUUCAUUGUAUCACAGCUUCUACUUUCAUUCCUGCCUCUUCUCAUCUUUGUGAUCUUUUCUCUGUCAACUAUUCUUUUCGCCCUUGGCUCCGCCAUCAUCUUUGCCCUGUUCUGGAUCGGUGUCGCACUCUUGAUUCUCGUCCCCGCGUUGCUUGUCACCUCGUCUAUUGCAGUACUUGUCUGGGGCUGGGCAGUUGGCAGCUUCGUCGUUGCGCGAUGGCUGUACAACCUUUCUUCUGUCAAUGUGCAGAACGGUGAGGUUGUGAAGAAGGAGAAUGGCAAUUAG
Fusarium coffeatum is the source of this 456-nucleotide messenger RNA. RefSeq lists its product as uncharacterized. The transcript has 2 exons. Lineage: Eukaryota; Fungi; Ascomycota; Sordariomycetes; Hypocreales; Nectriaceae. Bases 1 to 456 code for a protein of 151 amino acids. The record is from RefSeq and is a predicted model, not a curated record.